ACAGUAGGGGAGAGAGCAGACGAGCACAGUUGGCUUUGCCAGCGAGAAGACUCGAUAAGUACAAUCUGCUAGGGCGGGCUAUCCUAUCUUACCUUUGUCUAGCUGUGUCCUAGCGUAUCCUUAAAUAUUUGUCUUUCUCGCACUCUAAGGAUUUGUAUCGAGGGAUGUCAAAGCGAGUACGAAGCAGAGAGGUCUGCGCUGAUUGCAGUGCUCCGGAGCCACGCUGGGCCUCCGUUAACAGGGGUGUGUUGAUUUGCGAUGAGUGCUGCAGCAUCCAUCGAGGUCUGGGGCGACACAGCUCUCAAGUCCGGCAUCUGACUCAUUCUCCAUGGCCAUCCUCCCAGUUACAGAUGGUCCAGACACUGUAUGGCAAUGGAGCUAAUUCCAUAUGGGAGCAUAGCCUUCUGGACCCUUCCUCUUCAGUGAGUGGGAAGCGCAAAGCCAACCCCCAGGACAGAGUUCAUCCCAACAAGACCGAGUUCAUUAAGGCCAAAUACCAGAUGUUGGCGUAUGUCCAUCGGAUGCCUUGUCGGGAGGAUGACAGUGUAACCGCAAAAGACCUCAGCAAGCAACUCCAUUCCAGUGUUCGGACUGGAAACCUGGAGACCUGCCUAAGACUCUUAUCUUUGGGAGCACAGGCCAUCUUCUUCCAUCCAGAGAAAGGGAACACCCCUCUACACAUAGCAGCAAAAGCAGGACAGAUGUUACAAGCAGAACUGUUGGCGGUAUAUGGAGCUGAUCCCGGGGCUCUGGACUCCAGUGGAAAGACCCCCAUCGAUUAUGCAAGACAAGCUGGGCAUCAGGAGCUGGCAGAGAGGCUAGUGGAGAUACAGUAUGAACUCACUGACCGGUUAACAUUUUACCUAUGUGGUAGAAGACCAGAUCAUAGAAAUGGGCAACACUUCAUCAUUCCACAGAUGGCAGACAGCCUGGAUUUGUCAGAGUUUGCAAAAGCGGCAAAAAAGAAGCUCCAGUCGCUAAGUAACCAUCAGUUUGAAGAACUUGCCAUGGAUGUUUAUGAUGAAGUUGACAGAAGAGAAACAGAUGCAGUGUGGUUGGCCACCCAGAACCAUAGCACACUUGUAACAGACACCACAGUUGUGCCUUUUCUGCCAGUCAAUCCAGAGUAUUCAUCUACCAGAAACCAGGGUCGUCAGAAAUUGGCAAGGUUUAGUGCUCAUGAAUUUGCCACCCUGGUCAUUGAUAUACUAACGGAUGCUAAACGACGGCAGUGGGGUAAUUCCUGUGAAAGUCCCAAAGAGAAUGUGGAGCUGAUCCUUCAGGGAAUAGACAGUCGCCAUAACAGUGAGAGCCAGGACAAUGACCAGCCCGAUUAUGACAGUGUGGCAUCAGAUGAAGAUCCGGUGCAAGAGGCCACCUGUGGGGACAGCUGCAAUGACAGAAGGACCAAGAGCUCGGAGUCAUCUGACCUCUCUGAUGGACCAAUCACAGUGCAGGAAUUUAUGGAGGUGAAGAGCGCCCUCACCGCAUCAGAAGCUAAAAUACAGCAGCUUCUUAAAGUCAACUGUCACCUUAGUGAAGAGCUGCGGUUGAUGCAGGGCAAGCUCAACACCCUGCAGACUGAAAAUACAACACUGCGGUGGCAGACCCCCAGCGGACAACACCACCAGCAGGGGCCCUUUGGUCGACACCCACCCCGCGGAGGUCGUGCCAUGUCCAUGUAUGAGACGGGCUCUGCUCCGAGGCAGUACCUCCACCGAGUCGAAACAGCUCGGCAUGAGGAUGGAGUCAUUUUACAACCCUUCCCAAGCAAUAUUGGGAGGGGUCCAUUGGGGACGGCUGCUUCCUCCCUUCCUACCUUCCCCUCUUCCCUGUCCUGGUCGUGGGAUGAGAGAUCUCGAAGGGGCUGUAGUCUGGAAGGACAGAGUAUCAUGCUGGAGAAUGAUUAUGACACCACGCCCAACCACUCUGAACUGGAGGAGACUAGCAGCCCUCUUACAGCCUCUGAAGCAGUGGAGCCAGGGGAGGAGGGGGAGGAAGAUGCCACCCUGCCAUGCACAGAGGACGUCAUCUGUAAGACUGAGCAGAUCACUAAGAACAUACAGGAGCUUCUGAGAGCUGCCCAGGAGACCAAACAUGAAAGCUUCCUACCUUGUUCAGAAAAGAUCUGCAUGGCUGUGUCAGAGAUGGCUGCCCUGUUUCCCAAGAGGCCGUCCUCAGAGACUGUGCGAGGUUCUCUGUGUCUGCUCACUUCGAGCGCCAGCCGGCUCCAUGGAGAGUGCCAGAAGGCCGCAGAGCACAGCCCCUGCCCAUCGGACAUCCAGCUGGUCACUCAGCAGGUCAUCCAGUGCGCCUAUGACAUUGCCAAAGCUGCCAAGCAACUUGUCACUGUGACAACCAAAGAAAACAGCAACUAACUAAAACACAGACAUUCCUCAUACACCCAAAAUACAGUUCAUCAGUGAUGUUGCUCACUACAGCGUAAUCAGUGUUAGUGCCAUUUUUUUGUUUUCUGUAUGUGUGUGUGUGUGUGUGUGUGU
Messenger RNA from Micropterus dolomieu (smallmouth bass), 2501 nucleotides. It is a transcript of the gene git2b, whose product is annotated as G protein-coupled receptor kinase interacting ArfGAP 2b. Gene Ontology annotation, molecular function: GTPase activator activity; protein binding. Gene Ontology annotation, biological process: brain development; regulation of ARF protein signal transduction. NCBI's taxonomy places the organism in Eukaryota, Metazoa, Chordata, Actinopteri, Centrarchiformes, Centrarchidae. The coding region runs from base 165 to 2378 and encodes 737 amino acids. The transcript is spliced from 20 exons. The record is from RefSeq and is a predicted model, not a curated record.